Molecule: messenger RNA, 228 nt
Organism: Schistosoma curassoni
Lineage: Eukaryota; Metazoa; Platyhelminthes; Trematoda; Strigeidida; Schistosomatidae
Source: the annotation of a GenBank genome assembly
AUGCAUCCAUACAACAUCAAAUUCUUUGAUUACACGGUUUCAGAUUUGAUAAAGACCAUUCAUUUCAACAAAUUUAAAAGUCCCUUAGUUGCCGACUAUAACUUCACUGAUUUGAUCAAAUGUUUUGAAGAACAAAAGAAGCAUCAUCAAAUGGAGGCAGAUCGUCUAAAUGGUUCACCGUGUUACGUCAAUCUACAAUCGCAACAUAUUGAAGAUCAGUACUUGUAA